Messenger RNA from Dovyalis caffra, 2265 nucleotides. The record is from the annotation of a GenBank genome assembly. NCBI's taxonomy places the organism in Eukaryota, Viridiplantae, Streptophyta, Magnoliopsida, Malpighiales, Salicaceae.
AUGGUUGAUGAUACAUCAGUUGCGUCCAAAAGAAGAAUCACAGAGAUUGAAGAAGAACCUCUUCUUCAACAAGUAGAAGAAGAAGACCAUUCUUUUUGUUUUCUAUCUACUGUCUCUCCUCACGGGGAUUCCAAAGAAUCAUCUUUGGUGAUUCUUUCACCUACAAAAGCAGACCAAGAAGAAGCCAAUAAUCAAGACAGUACAAGUCUAAAUUCUUUCAAGAAGGUAAAGUGCUCCUCUCUAACUGAAUCUGAGACUAGUUUUGGAGAGAAAAAAGAACUGGGUUUUGAAGAAAAUGAUGUAAAGUUUGAUUCUUUGAUUGAAAAGAAUGUUGCUUAUUGUGAAUUGGUUUCUGAUUCUUUUGAAAGUGGGGAGUUUGAUAAAAAUAUUGACAGUUCUAGUAUGAAAGUGCAAGAAGCUGAGAAUUAUGUGGACGGUGGAUUAAAGAAAGGAGAGAUUGAAUGGAGAGUUGAUAAUGUGAAAGAAGUGAAAGAGAAGGGAGAAGACGUGGGGAGUGAAUGUUUUGACGCUGAGAUGGGUUUAGAUAUUGAUGAUAAUAAAGAGGUUGUGACGGUGAAAGAAAUUGGAGUAGAAAGUUUAUUGGAAGCAAAGAAGAAUCAAUUGCUGGAAGAACUUGAAGUUAGUUCAAUCUUUAAAAACCAAACCAAUGUGCAUAAUAAUGUUGAUGGUUUUGAAACUGAUGUGGGAAUCUCGGGGAGUGUCAAAGGAUUUGAUGAAUCUGUUAGACGUGCAUUGAAGAUUGAAGUGAUUGACGAUGCAGUGUUGAUUGAACCGAUUUCGGCAACCAAAACUGGUAAUGGUGGUGUUAAUGCUGCCGAGAGAAAGAAGAAUGGGAAACAGGAAACUGAUGGAAAAAAGGCGAAAAGGCUACGGAGAAGGGGAAAGGUUGCAACAAAGGGUUUGGAGACAAGUGAUGGGAAAAAGAAAGUGACCCAAGUUGGUGAAGCUCAAAAUAGAACAAUCCAUGCUGGUGAAAUUCGAAAUGGCUGCGAAACAGAUGGGGAUCAGAUGACGAGGAAGUACUCGAGGGUAGAAAUGGAGGCCCUGAGGUUUGCAAAUAUUGUAGAACAGCGAAAAUUGUGGAGAAAUAUAUACACUGGACUUGGAGAAGAUGUUGUGGAGGGGUAUAAAGACUUGGCAAGGUCAAAGCAUCAGAAGAACGAUUGCUUGAAAUUCAAUCCUUUGGAGCGUUUUGGAAGGAAGGAACCUGGUAUUCUUGGGGAAGAAUCUUCUGAAAAUGUGGAUGGUGGAUUAGAAAACAUGGAAGGAGAUGGCGUACAAAAUGUGGAUCUCUUGGAUCCUGGUUGCAAUAGCAGUAUUCAAGGUGAAGGUGUGGAUGCAGUUUUGGAGGAAGAGUAUGGUGAGGAAGAUGACGGUGACAAUGAUUAUGCUAGCAUUCAGAGACCUGCUUUUGUCGUAGAAGGAGAACCAGAUUUUGGUUCUGGACCCCCAGAGGAUGGAUUAGAAUUUCUUAGGCUUGUCAGGUGGGAGGCUGCUCACAUUCCAAAAGUAAAAGUAGCCAAGCUUGAUAGGAGUAGAAUUAACAAAGAACAAACUGUUUAUAUGCCCCAGAUUCCUGAUAUUGCCAAGUGUCCAGAGUAUUUAUUGCCGUCGAAGCAGUGGAAGGAUGCAUUUCUUGCUGAUUUUUCAGAGCUGCGACUGUUUUUGUCUCAAAAUGACGGUUCCAGCACUAAAAUUUCCCAGAAGAUGCAACCAGCAGCUAUUGUUCACGGGAGUUCCUCCUCUCAGCUUGCUGAAAGAAUUAUUGUUGAAAAAUUCAAUAACCUUAGAACUGAUGAAGUCCAAUCCUGCAAACCUUGUAAUACUUCCAGCGCUGAGAACACCGUUGAUCAGCCAUGCAUGGUGAAUAUUGAAAAUUGUAAAAGCCUAACAUUUUCUCAGAAUCCAACUCCUGAAGCUUCGUCUGGUAUAGCUUUAUGCAACUACCCUACCUUAUCUGAGAUUUUAGCUAUGGAAUGUGUUGCUCGAGUUCGGAUGCUGAGGCAGUGCAUAAAAUUGGCAGAAACCAUGGACAUGCUGUCAAAGAACGAUUGCGUGUGGCUAUUUGCCUUAUGUCCAGCGGUUGAUAUUCCACUAGAUGCUGACACAUGUGCUGCUCUUCGGGUUCUGCUCUGGAAAUGUGCUAGCUUGCGAGCUAGCAAAUCUGAACUUGAUGAUGAGGUUAUCAUGCUGAAUAUUCUUGCCACAAUUUCGGGCAGGUACUUUGGACAGUCCGGAAGCUGA